Molecule: messenger RNA, 546 nt
Organism: Kuraishia capsulata CBS 1993
Lineage: Eukaryota; Fungi; Ascomycota; Pichiomycetes; Pichiales; Pichiaceae
Exons: 1
Coding region: 1-546 (181 amino acids)
Source: RefSeq, a predicted model, not a curated record
AUGCUGGCGAACAUAGUGGACCUCUCCAGUGACGAUUCGGAUUCCCGCGUUGGACCAACGAGCCACAGAAUACGAAGAAGGGCACUGAAGCGUGUCGACAGCGACGACGAAAAUUCUGCACCAAAAAAUCACAGAGUGAGGGAAGAAAUGACGGCAACACCCAUUGAACUGGACUCAGAAGAUGAGGCAGAGCUUGUUGAUGCGACGACAAGGAAAAGAGAAGCAGAAACUGAUGACGAUGAAGAUGAAGAUGACGAUGACGGUUUCGAAAUAAUCGAGUCUACUCAAAGUGCUAUUGAUGCGUCUUUAAAGCACGAGAACAAGGCAAAAAGCUUGAAAGACGUGACAUGCCCGAUUUGUCUCUCUGAAAUUGACGAUGCAGUUGUGACUCCAUGUGGACAUUUAUUUUGUACGGACUGUCUUUACCAGGCUCUUCCAAGCUCUAAAGGAAGAAACAGGGACUCUGGGAUUUGUCCCUUGUGCCGUAAAAUGGUGAAGUUAAAAGAUCUGACGCAUUUGAAGAUACGGGUUAAGGUGAUUACGUGA